Messenger RNA from Camellia sinensis, 1071 nucleotides. The record is from RefSeq and is a predicted model, not a curated record. Lineage: Eukaryota; Viridiplantae; Streptophyta; Magnoliopsida; Ericales; Theaceae.
UCUCUCUCUCUCUCUCUCUACAUUCUCUUUCUAGAACAAGCCAUGGCUCGGAACCCUGCGUUCGCUUUUGCAUUUCUGUUCUUCAUAGCGACCGGCGUCGGAGCUCAGUCUCCGGCUUCUUCUCCGACCAAAACUCCGGCGGCUACAGUGACUCCUUCCUCACCUCCUGCGACUGCGCCUUCGAAGCCUACAUCUCCGGCCCCAGUGAAGACACCUUCGAAGCCUAAAUCUCCGGCUCCCGUGACAGCUCCAACUUCCUCACCUCCUAAAUCUCCAGCGCCUUCGAAGCCUAAAUCUCCGGCGCUUUCGAAGCCUAAAUCUCCAACUCCUGUGAUGGCUCCAACUUCAGCCCCGCCUACAGCGAUCUCAGUUCCUCCAGCUACGGCUCCGACGACACCAACUGUUCCAGCUCCUGUAUCAUCUCCGCCAGCCAAGACACCAGUGAGCUCGCCACCGGCUCCGGUUCCGAUAAGCUCUCCUGCUACGGCUCCGGUCACCACGCCAGCUGUUUCUCCGGCCACCGCGCCAGCUGUUGCUCCUCCGGUGCCGGCUUCUUCUCCUCCGGCUGUGGCUGUUCCAUCGCCGGCUCCGAGCAAGAAGAAGACUAAGAAGAAGCACAAUGCACCUUCGCCGGCACCGUCUUCAGAGAUGCUCAGCCCUCCUGCACCGCCGAGCGAAGCCCCUGGUCCGAGUUCUGACUCGAUCUCGCCCGGUCCAGCUCUGGCAGAUCAGAGUGGGACAGAGAAGUUGAAGUGCAUGCAGAUGGUGGUCGGAAGCUUGGUGUUGGGAUGGGCUGCCUUCUGUUGGUUGUUCUAGACUAGUCUUGGUUACUACUCUCUCUCUCUGUGUCUCUCUUGCUUCUUUUUUAUCUUUUAUUUUUUAUUUUUAAAUAAUUGAUGUGUCCCCAUGUUUACUUUUGUAUAAUUAUUCAUUGGCUUGAUUUGGAUCUUAUGUGGGUAUUUAUGCACAUUGGCUUUGUAAUAUUAGGAGUGUUUGGGUCAAAAUUACAUUUAAAUGGGGACAAUUUAAAAUAUAAGUUUUUAUGGAAGUGCAAGUGAAAUUUUAUUCAAA